CUCCUACCCUCGCCGACGACAUGGACACUGGUCAUCUGUCGCACCAAGUUACGACCAUCAUCAACCAGCUGCAUGGCGUCUUUGACGACAUCGGCCUGCCCACACAUGAACGAGACGAGCGGGAAGCAGAGCUGUUCGCUGCUCUGUCCGAAACACUAAACAAUCAGCUCAAACUGGUCGCANAACAUGAUCUGACGGAUGAGGCCCGCCGUCUGAUCAAGUCGAUCCGCCAGAUGGAGGCCGCCUUGGUCGACGACAAGCCCCAUCGCGACAGCGACUACCAGGACGAAGAUCUCUCCAUCACCCUCCCUCUGCGCGACUGCAUCACAUCUCUCAAGGACAAGCACAACACUGUCUCCAGGAUCCACCGCGAACGCUACGAACAGAUUAAGAAGCUCGCUGAAGCGCUCGAAUCCUAUGCCUCGCACCUCGAACCAUCCUUCGUCACCAUCAAACUCCCUCCCACCUCGCCCAACUCCAAGAUAGCUCCAUCCUUCGAUGUCUCGCCCUCGUAUGUCAACUCUCUGGACAAUGCCUUCACCCGCGUCUACGAAGAAUACAACAAGCGCCUGGUCACGGUGCAAACUCUGGCAGAAGAAAUCAUCAUGCUCUGGGGUGAACUGGGCACCCCUCAAGCCCAGAUCGACAGCACCAUCGUUAAGCACGCUCGGAAUGCUCCCGAACAACUGGGCCUACACCAAGACGAUCUGAAUCGACUGAAGGGCAAGAAGGAAAAGCUGCUGGCCGAGAAGCGCAAUCGCGAGGUCAGACUAGAAGAGCUCAAAGAGGCGAUUGAGGCAUUAUGGGACAAACUGGGAGUCGAUGAGAGUGAGCGCAAACCGUUCUUGGCCAGUAACAGAGGGUGUGGGCUGCGCGCCAUCAACGAGUUCGAGGAUGAGCUGGCUCGUCUGAACGAGCUGAAACGCCAGAACCUGCACCUGUUCGUCGAAGAUGCUCGGUUCAAACUACAGGAGUUGUGGGAUGGCCUCUAUUUCUGCGAGGAAGAGAUGCUCGAGUUCACGCCGGCCUUUUCAGGUGACANNGAUGUCUACUCGGACGCUUUGCUCGAGGCUCACGAGGCCGAGAUUGCCCGCCUCGAAGCGCUCAAGGAACAACGCGCGCCCACUCUGGCCAUGGUCGACAAGUAUCGCUCGCUCGUCAAGGAUCGCGACGACUUGGCUGCUUCGUCGCAAGACGCCUCUCGUCUCAUGCUCCGUGGCCAAAAGGGUGAAAAGCGUGACCCCACGCGUCUUUUGCGCGAGGAGAAGAUGCGCAAGCGUAUCGCGAAAGAGCUGCCCAAGGUCGAAAGUGAUCUGCGCCAGAUCCUCGAAGAGUGGGAGGAAGAGUACGGCCGUUCCUUCCUUGUCCACGGCGAACGAUACCUGGACGAGCUAGAAGCCACAUCGCAGAAGCCUUCCUCCCAAGGCUCGGUGCGAUCAAAGACGCCAUCGAUCCCUCCCCGAUCAAAAACGCCAUCAUCAGUCCCGCCUUCGACUGUCCGGCCCAAGUCUGCAGCCGCCGCCGCUCCCACGACCGCUAUCAAGAACCAGACACUGCGCGGCCCUCCUCGCUCCAAGACUCCUACCGCCUCGCGCAAUCCUUUGGCCUCGUCUGUCAUGGGUCCUCCCUCGUCCGUUUCAUCGUCUAACUCCUCGUUUGCAGCUUCGGUCGGUCCGGGUAGUCUCCGCAGUCCCUCCAGAAUCCCUGGCCGUCAGCCCCUGAGCAGUAUGCUACAGGCUGGCAAUUCAACCGCCCGUCGUCCUCNNCCCCCUGGUCCCUUGGGUCAUUGUAGAACGGAGUCCGACAGUAGCACUCUUCGCAGCCGUAUGGCUCCUCCACCGCGGCCCAUGCCCUUGUCUCGCGACUUCUUCUCUCCACCCGAGACCCCAUGUCCCAUCAACAACGCCGACAUGUCGUUUGAGCGCAGCGGCAGCAUCAUACGUCGCAUGAGCCCCGAAGAUCCCUAUAGCGACCGCAGCUCGUUGCGCUCUGUCCGCACCUUCCAAUCCACCGCUUCCUCACGCCCGGCAUCUCAAGCUACGCACCAUUACGUGGCAGCCGCGCCGCGACCCUCGCCACGCUUCGAGUACCCUGCUGCACCGCCAUCGCUAGCCAUGACCCGACAGACGUCAAACGCUUCCUCUGUCGAGACUUCCAACUCUGCCGUGUCUGGCUCCGAAAACUGGGAGACAUAUACCGAUGCUUCUGACGACGACGAGCCAGAUGCCCGCAUGGCUUAUUACGGCAAACUGCGCACGACUAAGCGUGACUCGCCAGAGGACAGCGCAUACGAUGGUGCUGGCAAGGGCUUUGGCGCCAAAGUCCGAGCAAUAGGUGUCUCAGAUGAUGGCAGUGAGGCCGUAUGGUCUGACGUGGGUGAGACGUUC
Aureobasidium uvarum is the source of this 2387-nucleotide messenger RNA. The record is from the annotation of a GenBank genome assembly. NCBI's taxonomy places the organism in Eukaryota, Fungi, Ascomycota, Dothideomycetes, Dothideales, Saccotheciaceae.